Messenger RNA from Effrenium voratum, 354 nucleotides. Lineage: Eukaryota; Dinophyceae; Suessiales; Symbiodiniaceae. The record is from the annotation of a GenBank genome assembly.
AUGUCGGCGGUGUCGCGCCGCGCCGCGUUCGACAUCGGCUCGGGGGCGACCAAGCUGAUGAUCGCGGACGUGGUGGGCUCCGCCAUUGUCAAGGAGCACUUCGCGCAAGAGGUGCCGGUGGCCUUCGCAGUGGACUGGAAGCAGUCCAGCGAUGGGAACCUGAGCGCCGGCAUCCAGGAGAAGGGCCUGGCGGUGCUGCGGCGUUUGCUGGAGGAAUGCGCGCGCCACGAAGUGCCACCUGGCGCCAAGUGCGCCGUAGCCACCGAGGUCUUCCGCAAGGCAAACAACGGCUCCGCCUACUUGGACCUCGUGCUGCGGGAGCUGUCGUUGCCGGUACGUGCGCCUCGGUUCUAG